Mycena indigotica is the source of this 4485-nucleotide messenger RNA. RefSeq names its product Stearoyl-CoA desaturase. NCBI's taxonomy places the organism in Eukaryota, Fungi, Basidiomycota, Agaricomycetes, Agaricales, Mycenaceae. Gene Ontology annotation, molecular function: protein binding; stearoyl-CoA 9-desaturase activity; heme binding. The coding region runs from base 1 to 4485 and encodes 1494 amino acids. Gene Ontology annotation, cellular component: endoplasmic reticulum membrane. The transcript has 30 exons. Gene Ontology annotation, biological process: unsaturated fatty acid biosynthetic process. The record is from RefSeq and is a predicted model, not a curated record.
AUGCUGGACCGACUGACUCCGGAGAUUAUUCUAUAUAUCUUCCUGUUUCUUGAUCUACCUGAACUCGAUAUGUUGAGCAAACUCGACCCCAUUUUGGCGCAACUUGCUCGGGACAAGGCCCUUCACAACGUGCGACUGCGCGUUGUCUUUCCGGCUCGGGUGGAGCACGACCUCUUUGCCAUUAGCCGACCCACUAUCCCAGAUCUUGUCCACCGAGGUGUAAUGCGUGGUCUCAGUAUCGAAAGAAGAUUCAGAGCCGGGUUAUAUUUCUACUCUCAAUCAUCCGUUCGUCAGUAUGAAGUUUCCAUAAAGCUGGCAAGACAACACGCAGGCCAGGUUGUCUCCCAACAUCUCACCCGCCGCAGUGCAGCAUCCAGUGACAGUCCCUUGAAACAGCUAUAUCCAGAUGUCUCUCACAAUCUGGCCCGCUCUCUUCUCCCCAUCGCCCGGAAACUCAAAUGGUCGCUCCGUAGAGAUACUUUGGCCAAAAUGGUGCGCGACAAGAGCGGGAUACUGGGUGUUGGCAAGUGGCUGGAAGCCAGGCCAAAUGUUCUUCAAGAGGGCGAGCGAGUGAGAUUGGCAAUAUGCCCUGACGUUAGGAAGAUAGUCGGCUUUUAUGAAAAGCUUGGAAAGAAAUGUCCAUCCAAACUUGUAAUUGUAAUGAUCAACCGAAUGCCAAACUCUUCUUCCUCCCUCAUCAUCGAGCGCUUCCUUCUGAGUAACAUCAGUGCCGUUCAAGGUGGUGCAAAUCGUCUCGAACUUUGUGGCAACCUCGGAGUAGGUGGUGGAACAACACCCAGUUUGGGCUUGCUUAAGGCUGUCCAACAAGUGGUGGAUGUUCCCAUAAUGGCAAUGGUCCGACCACGGAUUGGCGACUUUCUCUACACCCCAGCUGAACUGGAUGUCAUGAUUCAAGACAUUCGUAUCUUCAAGGAAAAUGGCGUUGCUGGAGUAGUUUUUGGCGCAUUGAAAGCUGACGGACAUGUCGAUAUGGAUGCUACACGCCGGCUGGUCAAUGAAGCUGGGCCACUUCAAGUCUGUUUCCAUCGCGCAUUCGAUAUGACCCCAGAUCCAUCGCAAGCGUUUCACGAUAUUGCGAGCAUCGAGGGUGUGACCAGAAUACUGACGAGCGGCCACGAACCGACCGCACUAGAGGGCUUGGAGACCUUAAAGUCCCUCUGUCGACAGGCCAACAAACACCUCAACAUUCUUCCCGGGUCCGGAAUUAAUGCUGCUACCGUGCGCCGCGUCCUGGAAGCAUUGCUUCCGCUCGGGUUGACUGAGUUACAUCUGAGUGGUGGCAGUUGGGUUGAGGGUGGAAUGGUGCACCGCAGAGGGAAAAUGGGGAUGGGAGUGCACGACGUCCGCGAAAUAGUCGACAGCGGCGCUGAAUGGAGCGUGGCGAUUGCCGCUGUCCGUGGAAAGAUCGCUUGGAUGACUGGAAACUAUGACACCCACUCUUUUGCGACGACCACCAUGUCAGCGACAGUCCAGCAACCACAAAUUUGGUGGGGAAACGCCUUAUUCUUCGUCUCGGUCCAUAUUGCUGCUGUUUACGGAGCUUUUUUCUGGCGGCCAUACUCUGCAGUACCGCAAGCUACAUUAUGGCUUGGGUUCCUCGUUUGGCAAUUGGCUGAUUUUGGGAUCACCAUUGGCUACCACCGGCUUUACUCUCAUCGCGCUUUUCGCGCCAAAUUGCCUGUUCGUCUGGUACUUGCGGCUCUGGGUUCUGCUGGGUUCCAAGGAAGCAUUAAGCGCUUCACCGACGAUCCUGUGCACGAUCCCUACGCUGCAACGCGUGGUCUGUUCUACUCCCAUAUGGGAUGGAUAUUCUACAAACCAACAUACGAACGCAUGGAACUCGUAGAUAGAGACGAUUUGGACAGCGAUCCGGUUGUUCGCUUCCAGCAUAAGCAUUAUGUUCCGCUGGCUUUGUUUUUUGGCUUCGUUUUGCCAACACUUCUUGGAAUGAUAUGGGGCGACCCAUCUGGUGCCUACGUCUGGGGUGGACUCGUUGCUCGUCUGUUUUGCUGGCAUUGUACGUUUCUUGUUAACAGUUUGGCUCACUGGGAUGGUUUGCAGCCCUACUCUGAUGAAGAUACUUCUCGUGGUAAUUUGAUUCUUGCAUUGUUGACCGGUGGAGAAGGGUCGCAUAAUUUUGUAAGAAGAGACGACGCUUUUUGUGGACAAUUUCGCUCAUAUGAACUGCAGCACCAUUCUUUCCCACACGACUGGAGAUCUGGCCCACAAAUUUGGAACUGGGACCCUUCUAAAUGGAUUAUCGCUGUUUUGUAUCGACUAGGAUUGGUGACCGGCCUACGCAGCGUUCGAGAUCAAGACCUUAAAGAAGCUCUGCAAUACAUGGGCCAUAAAGAAAAGCACGGUAUUCCCCCGCCUGAGGAAGACUCGAUAUGGACAGGAGAAAUCUGGGACACUUGUCAAGCACGAGCAUUUGUCCGAUCAAACGCAGGGAGUUGUGUUGUGCUCAUUGAAGACUACUUUGUGAACGUUACACAUUAUCUUGGAGAGCAUCCCGGUGGUGCUUCGAUUCUACGUAAAUACGCUGUUCGUCCAGAGGAGGAGGUGAAUGAAGCUUCCUGGGCCUUUGAUGGUGGUCUAAAGUUAUCUACAGGCGACGAGGAUGGGUCGAGGGCGAAGCGUAGGAAGAAUAUUGGAAUGGGCGUGGCUGGCUCAUCGUCGGACGUGGAUAUCAUGGCUGGGGAUUACGUUGCCGAAGAGCAACAGGGUCAGCCUGGGGGUGGAAAUGUGCGAGAGCAAGGAAUGAAGCUGUGGCAGACAAUUCGCGACGCGACGAACAAAGAUGGAUUUCCUAUUGCGAUUGAUUUCGUUCGCAAACCUCCCAAGAAACUAUACCCCGACUACUAUAUCAUCAUCCAAUUCCCCAUUGCGCUCGAAGACAUCAAGAAACAGCUUGAAAGCAACUACUACCCCACCCUCGAAGCUGUUCGCCAGGACUUCGAGCUGUGUUUCGAGAAUGCCAAACUUUACAACCUCGAGGAAAGCCAAAUAUGGAAGAACGCCAAAGACCUCCUGAAAUUAACCAAUAAGACCUACCGCAAGAUGGUGCCCUCGGUCGAUGAAGGAGAUCCGACCGGAAAACGGCCUAGUCUGCAUCGGCUAGCCAAAACGCGGUUGAAGCAGGUCAUCGACAAGACUGACGACAAUGGUCGAAUUCUCUCCACCAUUUUUAUGGAGCUACCUUCCAGGAAGGAAUGGCCCGACUAUUAUCUUCAGAUAAGGCAGCCAAGAUGUCUUGGUGCUAUCAUGAAAAAGGUCAAGGACAAGGCUUAUUUGACGAUAGCUGAGUUUGCGGACGACGUCGAGCUUGUGUUCAAGAAUGCGAUGCAAUUCAAUUUGGAUCAUACUCAGAUCUGGGAGGAUGCAUUGACUCUGAAGAAACUUUUUGGUACUCUAAUGUCGGACCUUCCGCCGCCUUUUGCUAUGGAGCGAUAUCAUCAAUCGUCCACGAAAAUUAAGAUAAAAAUGCCCAUCGCGCCCGCUGCUGUUCCGGAGGCUGCCUCUACUUCCAAGGUCAAACUGAAGGUUUCAGCAAAGGCAGCUACUCCCAUUGCGGCUCCUGCACGUUUGCCUAGUCCAACGCCACCACCACCUCCCCCGAUAACGGCGCCCAAAGCACCAGCUGUGAAGCGGCAAGCUUCGCCAACACUCCCACUUAACACUCUUCCUUCGACAAAUAUGAUCCAACCGAGCUCCGUACAGCAGCAACAACAACAGAAGCCUACUCCAAUCCCACAACCCGCUCCGAUUCCACCACCGCCUAUUCCACAACCUCAGCUCCCGUAUUAUCCCAACACUAGCUAUGCGCCAUCAUUCCUUCCAUCGCCUCUACCAGUCAUGCCGUUGCCGCAACCAGCACCCGUUAUUGCUCCUGUUCCCCAACCCGCAGUCAUCAACCCGGCUCCGUCAAAGAGCAUGUCAUUAUCAAGCUCGCCUGUGCCGCCGAUUUUACCGAGCCAUAUGCUCAAGGGUGUGUCUGUGUUAACAGAGCCAUGCAAACGGCCGUUCAAACUAGAUUACCGAGACGGGGUAAAGAUAUGGGUUAUCAGACUCGGCGCGGGUGAAACGGCGCUGAGCUUCGCCAACAUAACGUAUAUGGGCGAUGACAAUGACGACGGCAGUGGGUCGGAUGUGGACAUGGAAGAUGAGGAGGAUGCAGCUGAUGAAGGCGAGCUGGCUGUGAAUGGAAGGCAGAAGCCCAAGACACGAGGUCGGGAAGGAAAGAGUAGAGCUGCGGCAGCGGCAGCGAAGGCCCUUCAAGAAGCUAAAGCGGCCAAGAAAGUCACCAAAGAAGUCGGUGCAGUUCAAGUCAAGCUGAAUGGGAAUGUGAUCAAUUCUCAUUCGGGUUACUGGUUGGUAGACAUACCGAAAGGGUCUAAUAUUGUCGAAGUUGGGGAGAAAGACGGGCUGAUAUGGAAAGUAUACGCAGAACGCAGUGGGUUGUAG